AUGGAAGACGUCUUUCGCCCUGCUUCUGAUAUUGUUGACGAGGUACUUCGGGAGCAAGUAAGUUCUACCAUUCCUCUUUCAUGUUUACCGGCUCCAUUAAAUAUUGCUAGGCAGGGAAAUAGUAAACGGAAGGCAAAUCGACCACGAGAACCGCAAGAUCUCGAUUUCGAAAUUAGCGAUGCCCACAUUCCUGAAACCUUUUUGCAACGGGACAUUACUGUCGGAGAAAGACGGCAUUUGAUAUUUGCCACAGAUGAUCAACUUAAGUUACUAUCUAAAGCGAAGCAGUGGUAUGCCGAUGCUACUUUCAAAAUAGUACGCAAACCAUUUACACAACUGUUUAUCAUCCAUGCAUUUGUGAAACAUGAUGGGCAGUUGAAGCAAGUUCCCCUUUUGUUUGCGCUUAUGUCAGGAAAAAGGCGCAGAGACUACAAAAAAGUUCUUUGUGAAAUAAGAGAGCUGACAGGAGAGCAUGCCCUUAAAGUUGAAGAUGUUUUGAUUGACUUUGAAGGCAGUGUAUGGCGUGCUAUUCCCGACAUUUUACUAAAUGUUACGAUCCGUGGUUGUGCUUUCCACUGGGGCCAGGCUGUGGGGAGGAAAGUGCAGGAAUUCGGCCUUCAAAGUUUUUUUUUUUUUUUUCAAUGUACAACUUUUACGCCAUAUAUCCUUCUAGCAUCUUAG
Molecule: messenger RNA, 681 nt
Organism: Macrobrachium nipponense
Lineage: Eukaryota; Metazoa; Arthropoda; Malacostraca; Decapoda; Palaemonidae
Exons: 1
Coding region: 1-681 (226 amino acids)
Source: RefSeq, a predicted model, not a curated record